Cladocopium goreaui is the source of this 1152-nucleotide messenger RNA. Lineage: Eukaryota; Dinophyceae; Suessiales; Symbiodiniaceae. The record is from the annotation of a GenBank genome assembly.
GCCAAUUCGGCUCAACUGAACGUAGUGUCCCAGCGUGGGUGUCCACGCACUGGCCAGGCUUCGAGGCCAUGGGUCUUUGGAUGGCGCCUUUCCUGGUGGCCGCAGUGGCCACUGAGGUGGCCGAGAAUGCCACGCAUCUGCUGAAUCUCCAUCUGGCCGCCAGCGUCGAUUCAGAGUGUUCCGACACGCCAAGUGUGUCUCGCGCAACAUGCCUCGGCAAAAGCAAAUGUAUGUUCCUAGAGCUGGAGAAGCGCAACCUGUGCCUCCCUUGCGAGUGGGCUGGUCAAGCGUUGCCCUGUGUUCCUCGGAACGCGGCCUAUCCACAAGGGCGAGUGGAAAGCUGUGAGAUGAGUUGUGAGCACCAGCAGAUGGUCUCCAAGGUCUCUGACUGUACGGAUGUCAGUGGCGACAUCCGCCAGGAUGACUGCAUGGCCAAGGGCAAGAGCGCAGGCGUCUCCUGCAUGUGGACGUCCUAUACGCGCAAGGAUGGCACGCGACGCAGUAUCUGUGGCCCAUGCAAGGUCGACGGCUUAGGCACCGUGGGCCGUAGCGCUCCUGGGAGCUAUGGCCCCGAAGCUGGGAGCAUUGUGGAAGCCAGCUUCUCGCAAUGCGAUGCGCAACAGUUGGAGGCCGCAAAGCCCUGCCUGGAUCCAUCCAAAUGCCCCAAGGUUCUUCCUGCCAUUCCUCCGCAGCUCAAUGAUGCACCCGUGGCCAUGUCCGACCUCACUCGUUUGGGGAUGAAUACCACGGCGGAUGCACCGGAAUACUUUGCUGCGCCCGUGUCGCCACCCUACAGCAAGGAGGACUACCUGGCCGCCGCACAGGCGGCUGCGCGGGCGGCCGGCUUCGCUGCACCGGAGGCGUUGAAGGCGGUGGAUGUGGCCAUGAAACGCCCGGCAUCCGCCCCGGUGGUUCCCGACGUGAAGGAGCAGCCCGUGAAGCCCCUGCCGGGGCUGCUGUUUCCCAUCCCAGCCUUUCAAUCUCCCACCGGUGGUAUGCUGGCCGAACCUGGGGAGUCCUUCCGCCCACGCAUGACUUUAGUCCAAUCAAAGAGCCGCCUGAGACGCGGUCGCACGGCGCCAGUGAUGUAGCCCCGUUUCCUUUUGGCGCAGCGAUGUGCAGGGCAGCAGAAACACAAAAAGGAGUACGGGC